Messenger RNA from Malania oleifera, 2267 nucleotides. RefSeq names its product UPF0496 protein At4g34320-like. The coding region runs from base 937 to 2064 and encodes 375 amino acids. The record is from RefSeq and is a predicted model, not a curated record. The transcript has 2 exons. NCBI's taxonomy places the organism in Eukaryota, Viridiplantae, Streptophyta, Magnoliopsida, Santalales, Ximeniaceae.
CUAAUUAUUUUUUCUUUUGUUCUUUUUCCCCCAUUAAUAAAGCACUCUCUCUCUCUCUGUCCGCUUUCUUGCUCUGUUACUGUAGGUAGUCUUCAAGCUCAAGCUUCCUCGCUUCUUCUCUCUUCUCCACCUCCUCCUGCAGUCUCGGCCUCGCCAUUUUACUCGGUAACCGUUGCUUUGCGCGUUAAAACUGUAGAGAGAGAAACACAGAGAGAGAAGACAUUGCUUCUCGCGUUUUCCAUCUGCAGUAGCCCUCUUUCUCUCAUUUUUCUAAUGCGUGCAAGCCAUUCUUAUAUCAGAACCCACCUUAUUUCUAGGCUCUUAACGGUUUUAAUUCUCUAUUAAGCUUCCUCAUUCUUCCUUGAUUGAUCUCCUCAGUUUCUCUCUCUUCUCUGUGUAUCGCUUUCCUCUUUAUAAAGAUAAACACUUCGCUUUUACCCACGUUUUUCUUUUGUGUUUCUGACUUUGUGGGCUUUCAUUGUUUCUUUCUCUAAUCCGAAAGCUGCUUCGGAGGCUUGAACUUCCAGUUCUCAAUUCAUUGUAUAAAGCUUGUAUUGCUCCGUUUGCGGGAUACAUCUCCCUUUUAUUUAAUUCUGAUCUGUUCCGAAUUGGGUUGCUUGAAACCCUAGUCCGUACGCUUUCACGCUAUAGCUGAUUCAGUGAAGAUGAAAUGCGUCAAGAAUGAAGUUUCUCGGUUUUCAUUUUCCACAUCAGCUUGGGAAUUGAAAUUCUUGCUUUCUCAAUAGGAUUUCUGGAAUUUAUUAGUUGGCGUGUAUUUUGUCUGCUGUUCAUAAAGGCAAUAUUGGUUCAGUUGCUUGCAAGAAUUAAAAACCGGGCAACUUGAAGACAGGAAGCUAAAGGGGACUGAGGUCCUAAGUUGAAUAUAUUGGUGUUUCUUGAUUCAUUUCUUAGAUUUUGAAAUUUUGGAUUUGAACUAUGGGAGGCCAUAUGAGCAAGAAGACCCCUGCGGAGACCUCAUCAGCUAUCAACAUUGAUGGCAAUUUGCAGUACAGAACUGAACUCAGCUCCUACAAGGCUGCUUGCCAGCUUGACACCGACUUACAGUCCUUUGACACCAACCUCCAUGCCCGUACUAAUCAGCUUAUCAACACCCUCGCAGGGGGUGUUGAAGUUCGAACACUCUCCUUUGAGUCGCUGAAAGAAGUCACCGAAUGUCUGUUGGAGAUGAACCAGGAGGUGGUGAAAGUGAUCUUGGAAUGCAAGAAAGAUAUAUGGAAGAGCCAAGAACUGUUUGAGCUGGUCGAGGAGUACUUUGAGAACAGCUUGCAGACUCUAGAUUUCUGCACUGCAUUGGAGAAAUGUCUGAAGCGGGCCCGUGAUAGCCAGUUGCUGAUUCUUGUUGCGCUUCAGCAGUUUGAAGAAGAGGGCGUUGUGGAAGGAAAGAGGUAUGUGAGGACCUUGGAGGAAUUGAAGAAUUUCAAGGCAGCAGGAGACCCUUUUACUGAAGAAUUCUUCCAAACCUUUCAAUCUGUUUAUAGGCAACAGAUGUUAAUGCUUGAGAAGUUGCAGCUGAAAAAGAAAAAGCUUGAUAAGAAGCUCAGGUACAUUCAUGCUUGGAGGAAGGUCUCAAGUAUGAUAUUUGUAGCCACUUUUGCUGCUGUACUAAUUUGCUCAGUGGUGGCAGCAGCCAUGGCUGCCCCGCCUGUGGCGGCAGCUCUGGCAGCUACCAGUUCUAUCCCGCUGGGUUCAAUGGGGAAGUGGAUUGAUUCGCUUUGGAAGAGCUAUGAAGAUGCCCUUAGGGCGCAGAAGGAGGUUAUUAGCUCAAUGCAGGUGGGCACUUAUGUUGCAAUUAAGGACUUGGACAACAUCCGGGUUCUCAUUGAUAGGUUGGAAAUCGAGAUUGAAUCCCUCCUGCAGAAUGUUGAAUUUGCCUUUGUUGAUGAAGAUGCUGUGAGGUUUGCCAUAGAGGAAAUAAAGAAGAAGCUGGGAAUCUUUAUGAAGAAUGUUGAAGAUUUGGGGAUACAAGCUGAUAUGUGCAGCCGGGAUAUUCGGAGGGCGAGGACAGUUGUUCUGCAGAGGAUCAUAAAACAUCCUAACAAUUGAAAGAUGCAGAUUCUUCUUGGUGCAUUAAUUUUACUGAUAAUUGUUGUUAUAUAUGUUGAAAAUAUUACCUGACUCCAUUGUUUUAUGCUGCUAAGACUUCUUUUCUUAAGUUUGUAUCUUGGAUCCAUGCAUCUGGAUUCAACCUCUAUCAUGUUUGUGUAGACUACAGAUUCAAUAGCAACACAUUUUGCAUUCCUAGAUAA